UGUAAAACUUUAAUCUUCAAAAAAUUAACGGCAAAGUCAUACAUAAACGGGCGGUGUUAAUUAUAGAGAGAGUUUCAGAUUCACAUAUCGUAAACAAUCAAUGAGCCUUUGAACAUACUUAUGGUCUCAAAAGCAUUGUAACCUCACUAUUGACUGGUAUAAAUUAAGAGAGCUCAAAGCAAUGAAAGCAAUAUCCAAAACGUGAGUAAAUCUGAGUCGAGCAGAAUGGCCACCAUUGUUUCUCCUUCACAUUUCUCCCCUGUUGAAGAUGCUGAAAACAUCAAGAAGGCUUGUCAAGGAUGGGGUACCGAUGAAAAGGCCAUCAUAUCCAUCCUAGGACACCGGAAUUUGUUCCAGAGGAAACUCAUAAGACAAGCUUAUCAGGAGAUCUACCAUGAGGAUCUCAUUCACCAGCUCAAAUCUGAACUCUCUGGCGAUUUUGAGAGAGCUGUUUGCUUGUGGGUCUUGGAUCCUCCAGAGAGAGAUGCUCUCUUGGCUAACUUGGCUCUUCAAAAGCCUAUUCCUGACUACAAGGUUCUUGUCGAAAUUGCCUGCAUGAGAUCCCCUGAAGAUCUGUUAGCUGCUAGACGUGCUUACCGUUGCCUCUACAAGCGUUCUCUUGAGGAAGACUUGGCCUCCCGCACUAUUGGCGACAUCAGGAAACUCUUGGUUGCACUGGCGUCUGCCUAUAAAUAUGAUGGAGAGGAAAUUGAUGAGAUGCUGGCGCAGUCAGAGGCUGGGAUUCUUCAUGAUGAAAUCCUUGGUAAGGCUGUUGAACAUGAAGAAACGAUCAGGGUGUUAAGUACAAGGAGUAACAUGCAGCUUAGCGCAAUCUUCAAUCGCUACAAGGAUAUAUAUGGCAGAUCGAUCACUAAGGAUCUCCUCAAUCACCCUACAAAUGAGUACCUGAGUGCACUACGGGCAGCCAUCAGGUGCAUUAAAAACCCUACCCGGUAUUACUCAAAGGUUUUGCGCAACUCAAUCAAUACAGUGGGGACUGAUGAAGAUGCUCUGAACCGUGUGAUUGUCACACGAGCAGAAAAGGACCUGAAGAAGAUCAGUGAGCUGUAUCUCAAGCGGAACGAUGUGAGUCUCGAUCAAGCCAUAGCAAAAGAGACAUCAGGGGACUACAAGUCUUUUCUACUAGCCUUGCUAGGACAUGGAGAAACUUAGAGUUCAGCCUCAACUUAAAUAAAAC
Messenger RNA from Camelina sativa (false flax), 1198 nucleotides. Its product is annotated as annexin D8. Gene Ontology annotation, biological process: response to heat; response to cold; response to water deprivation. Gene Ontology annotation, cellular component: plasma membrane; cytoplasm. Gene Ontology annotation, molecular function: phosphatidylserine binding; calcium ion binding; calcium-dependent phospholipid binding. The record is from RefSeq and is a predicted model, not a curated record. NCBI's taxonomy places the organism in Eukaryota, Viridiplantae, Streptophyta, Magnoliopsida, Brassicales, Brassicaceae.